AUGUGGCAACCAGAAUUCCUCUGCCGUCCUCGGCGCGACCACAUCCUCCCACCUUCAGCAAUCCUCCAGCCUCAAGUCUCGCCUCUCCUCGCCCUCCCUCCUGAGCUACGCAACAGAAUCUGGCACCAUCUCUUCUUGGGCCCCACAAACAACAUCUUCCACAUUUGUCAAGAACAGCUUGAGCCUCCAAUCCUCACGACCUGUUCCAAACUCCGCUCCGAAGUCUCUGGGAUAUUCUACUCCUCUACAAUCCUUCGAUCCAACGAUCCGAAACUCAUCAUCUGCACAUUGAGCUCUCUCAAUUCAGAUCUCGUGGGACGUAUCCCUGAAAUACGAUACGACACUUCAGAGACAUGUACGGAGGUCACGAGUUGGAGGCUGGCGUUUAGGCGCUUGCCGGGUUUGGACGAGGACUUGAAGUUGCAGACACUGAGGGAUAUGUUGAAGGCGAACGGUGUGGUGUUGAGGGAUGGUGUCUUGAAGGUGAAGGUCAGGAUUGGUAAUAGGGAGGUCUGGACGAGUGAGCCUCUGCAAGAGGCAUUGGAGGGUGUGAAGAAAGGGGAAGUGGUGGGCAGGAUGAUGUUUGUCUGA
Sphaerulina musiva SO2202 is the source of this 591-nucleotide messenger RNA. RefSeq lists its product as uncharacterized. Bases 1 to 591 code for a protein of 196 amino acids. The transcript has a single exon. Lineage: Eukaryota; Fungi; Ascomycota; Dothideomycetes; Mycosphaerellales; Mycosphaerellaceae. The record is from RefSeq and is a predicted model, not a curated record.